This is a messenger RNA of Actinia tenebrosa (Australian red waratah sea anemone), 3127 nucleotides long. Its product is annotated as glutathione hydrolase 1 proenzyme. Gene Ontology annotation, biological process: glutathione catabolic process. The record is from RefSeq and is a predicted model, not a curated record. Gene Ontology annotation, molecular function: glutathione gamma-glutamate hydrolase. Gene Ontology annotation, cellular component: plasma membrane. Lineage: Eukaryota; Metazoa; Cnidaria; Anthozoa; Actiniaria; Actiniidae.
ACUGACUCGAAUCUAACUGAGUUUAGCUCCCCCAACUAAGACUAGUGAAAAUUACAUAGUUCAAUAAUCAUCCAGAAUGGGUAUCUGUGAAGAUACAAGACCUCCAAUUCGAGUCCGACGCCAUCUUAUUAAGUUAAUCAUAGGAGUUGGUCUUGGAGUUGUUCUUUUACUGGGAUUAGCUGUUGUAUUUCGUAACGAUCCUCCCAUGAGAAAUCUCCGAAAGCGUUUUAUGAUGGGCAGUAUGACGUCGCACAGCAACAAAAUCCCAAGCAGGCAAUACCACUACUCGCAUGCUGCCGUAGCAGCAGACAACCCCGAGUGCUCAAAGAUUGGUAGAGACGCUCUAAUGCGAGGUGGUUCAGCAGUCGAUGCCGCUGUUGCUACCAUGUUAUGCGUUGGGGUGAUCAACCUGCAUUCUACAGGCAUUGGAGGAGGAGGGUUUAUGGUUGUUUACGAUAAACACCGAAAAAAGGGCGAAAUGAUAGACUUCAGGGAAACUGCUCCUCAGCUGGCUAACAGGGACCUCUUUCAAGGAGACGCUGUAAAAGGAAUCAAAGGUGGUCUUGCAGUAGCCGUCCCAGGCGAGUUACGUGGAAUGGAAGCUGCUUGGAAAAAGUAUGGCAGACUGCCGUGGAAAGACUUGUUUGCACCGUCAAUCAAACUUGCUAAGGAAGGAUUCCCGAUGCCGGAGACUGUCAACAUCGCUAUUAAUAUUUGGAAAAAAGUGCUUGUCAAAGACAAAGGUUUCAGGAGAGUAUUCAUGCCACAUGGCAAACUCCUAAAAACUGGAGACACCAUUAAACGUCCACGUCUUGCUAAAGUGUUGGCAACGAUAUCAAGAGCUGGUAACGCCAAUCCUUUCUACCGUGGGAAGCUUAGUCCAACUUUAGUCAAUGAUGUUAAAGCUGCUGGUGGUGUGCUGACAUUAAGUGACCUCAAGCACUACAAAGUCAAAUUCAGGCCAGUUCUUAAGAGCAAUAUUGGGAGCUACACAUUGUUGACCGGACCGCCUCCCACAGCUGGGCCUGUGCUUGCUAUGAUCCUCAACAUACUAUCAGGAUACAAGUUCAAAUCAUCAGACCUCAAAAAGCACCCAGUUCGCACAUAUCACAGAAUAGUUGAGGCCUUUAAGUUUGCCUACAAGUAUCGAUCAAUGAUGGGCGAUCCUGAAUACGAGAAGAGCGUAGACGCCGUCGUACACGACAUGAUGAGUGAGAAGUUGGCUAAAGAUAUUCGAUACAUGAUCUGGGACAACCAAACUCAUUCACAAGCGUAUUACGGAAAGCGUUACCACGUGCCUAUCAAGACAGGAACGACUCAUUUGACCGUGUUGGGACCUCUUGGGGAUGCUGUCUCCGUUACCAGUACUGUCAAUGGAUACUUCGGUGCAAAGUUCUUGUCUACCAGACUUGGCAUUGUCUAUAACAACGAGAUGGAUGACUUUAGUGCUCCUGGUAUCACAAAUGAGUUCGGUCUUCUCCCAUCCCCAGUCAACUUCAUUAAGCCAGGCAAACGCCCUCAGUCUUCAGCCGUACCAGCUAUUAUAAUAGACAAGGAUGGUCAGGUCAUGAUGGCAGUUGGCGGUGCUGGAGGGACUAUCAUCACAACAGCUGUAGCAAAUGUGAUAAUGAAUUAUUUCUGGUUUAAGAGGAAUCUACAUCGCUCGGUCACAAUGGCACGACUACACGAUCAACUCUAUCCCGAGUAUGUAUUCGCUGAAACAUGGUUCCCUAACGACAUUGUCAAUGGUCUCCGUUCUCUAGGACAUAAGGUGAAUGUGAGCGACAUUAGCCAUGGUGUCGUCCAGGCCGUCGCUAAGAAUCCAUACAAAUAUCUUCCAAGUGAUGUUCAUGGUAAAAGAAAAGGUUACGUACAUAGAAUCUUGUCACAGAUUUAUGCCGAGUCAGACCAUAGAAAAGGGGGAUUACCUGCUGGAUAUUAACAAUAUAAAAAGUAACCAUAAUUUCACGUCCAUCAGAGCAGAUAUUUUUUUAAACGUUUUAUUCAGUGAAUGGCGUACGUAUUACGAACUCGGCCCAUGGGCCCGUUCCAAAGUACUUUGAGGGGGUGUCAAUGGGGUUAGUUAACUGAUAAUUAAUGGCCAAAAAAUAGUCGUUAACUAACAAAUAACCUAAAAUUAGUAAUUAACAGUUACCGGCGUUUGCAUUGCUACGCGGCCACCCCAGACGUACACUUUGCAAUAGACUGCCGUCAAUCAGACACGUUGACGUCAUUUACACGCGUGUGUGAUUCAAAAGGCGCCAAAACUUGUCGAUUGUUUACAAGUAUUAUGAGCCACACUCACCGGGCCUAUCCGGGCCGAUCCAAACGCGUGUAAAUGACGUCAACGUGUUUGAUUGACGGCAGUCUAUUGCAAAUUGCAUGUCGCGAUUUUGUCUGCGGUGGCCGCGUAGCAAUGCAAACGCCGAUAACUGAUAUAUAUUUCAUCAUUUUGGUUAAUAUUGUGGUCAGUCAAAAUUAUCAGUUAACUGACAUUCGGCCGAAAAAUUACUAGUUAACUGACAACUGGGUACCCCCAUUGGCACCCUUUAUGCUUUACCUUAUAUAUAUAGAAAAUAUUGCCAAGUUGGAAGAAAACUUUUUUUAAACCGUGUAAUUUUAAAGUCGUAGCAAAAACUAUAUUCGGAAUUAGUGGGGAAAAAAGAUUAAAAAUUUCUCCAGGUGGUAGAUGAGUAGUAAAAUUACGUGUUUUUGGCGAUGUUUGCAAAAGGUGAAGUGAAAUGAAGGAGAACGAUGAAAACGUCAUGUCUGUCGUUUGCAGGAAGAAAAACCUGAUGUUAAUAUGUACUUCACAAGGACUUUUACCUUUGUCUAUUUACCACUCUUUUCACAGCUACGCGCUGAUCGGACAACAGUCGCAACAGGGAAAUAGGGCAAUACACUGCCGCCAAUCAGAGAAUGUAAAGGUACCGACCAAUAUAUUUGAUUGAUGGAAGUGUAUUGCCCAAUUUCCCUGUUGCGACUGUUGUCUCGAUCAGCGCAGAGCAAUGAAAAGAGUGGUAAAGGGAGAAAGGGGGCAAAAUGUUGUAAAAUUUAACUAUGAAAUGGAAAGAGAACAGAAUACUUUGGAACGGGAGUAUAUAUAAUAAAAAUGCUACGAAAACAA